CUAGUCCGGGUCUAUCCGCGUGACCUCUGAAUGCUACUUAGUAUAUUUGAGGGUCGUGUGAGCACUUGUUCCUCGUCUCCCUUUCAACACCCAACCUCUCUCUGCAAGCAUAUAAAAGUGUAUCAUGGUGUCUGUCGUUCCCAGAUCCUUCUCUAUGCCUUCUCCGACUGCCAAGCAGGAGCUGCAGCUGAAUGAGUUGGGCAGCCUUACCGAUGCUGUGGAGCCAUUCGCAAGGCUCCUAAGCCAGACUGGUCGUUCCGUGAGGCUGCAUUGUUCUGUGCCCAUGUGGUCAUCUCCUUCUGAUACAUGCCUUGAUUUACACGACCUUCACGACUUACGCUCACGAGUUCUUCUUUUCGUUCAUGAUCUCUUAGAGUCUUUGCAUUCAGCGGGGAUUUCCGCAUCCUAUCGACUUGCUCCCUCAAACUCUUCUCUCUGUUUCAUCUGUGCAUUGCCGACUGAGCUCAGUGCCCCAAAGGUGAGGUCAGCUGCAGUCGAAAUUCUGCAGAAUGCGAAUAUACAUGCAAGGGAGAAGGUUUUAUUGGCUGACCUGGAGUGCGGCCCCGCAUUGAUCAUUUCCUAAUCCCUGUAACUUUUAUGAGAACAUCAAAACAUCGUAUAAUAUACAUCUACACCCUUUGCAUUGUUAUCUGUACCAUUAAAUGAAGCAAUCUCAUAUUUUGCAACAAUCU
Messenger RNA from Suillus discolor, 692 nucleotides. RefSeq lists its product as uncharacterized. The coding region runs from base 125 to 583 and encodes 152 amino acids. The record is from RefSeq and is a predicted model, not a curated record. Lineage: Eukaryota; Fungi; Basidiomycota; Agaricomycetes; Boletales; Suillaceae. The transcript is spliced from 6 exons.